AUGGGCGAGAUUGCUAGCAACGAGCGGUCAGAGCCUGGCACCGCCUUGAAAGCUAAACCUGAAGCCGGUGAUGUUGAGGGUUCAAGUUCCGAAGUCGCUCGGACGAAUCCCUCAAGUUCAACAGUUAAAUCCAUACUUUUACCAGACCCGCAAAACCUCUUGUUGCUGCUCAUCGCCUUUCGGCUGCUGAACGCUUUGUCUGUGCAGACAUUCUUCCAGCCAGAUGAGUACUUUCAGGCCCUAGAACCAGCUUGGAGACUAGCAUUUGGAGCCGACGCUGGCGCGUGGAUUACUUGGGAAUGGAAAAGUCAUCUACGUUCGGCCAUACACCCGACCAUCUUUGCAUCAUGUUACAGAGUGGCUCAUGAGGUAGCCCGGUUGUUCAAGCUCGAAGACCAUGCUCGGGCAGAGCUGCUCCUCGCUGCCCCUAAGACGCUGCAAGCUAUAUUCGCUGCCCUUACAGACUUCUACACCUGGAAACUCGCUUCUUAUGUAUACGGAGGAGCCGAGUCACAUGCGGCUAUAGCGACGCUUGUGUUGACUGUGGUCAGUCCGUGGCAAUGGUUCUGUUCGACGCGAACAUUUUCGAACUCGUUGGAGACGACUUUGACUGUUGUUGCGUUGUAUCAUUGGCCGUGGCAUCGGAUGUCAAGGUCGGCGCAUGAGCGUCUGCGCGAAGUCGAAACGGACGGCGUGCAGAAAAGAGACCAUGGCCACGUUGUCGACGGCAGCAGCAAGUCGGGCGAGGAAGUAACCAGCCUAAGACGUGCUCUGCUCUGUGCUGCAUUGGCGACGGUCCUCCGACCCACCAAUAUUUUGAUCUGGAUGAUCAUUACAGCGCAGACUUUUCUUCAACAAGGAAGGAGGACAUUUAUCGGGCCCAAAUUCCUCGUGUUUAUCAGAGAGGCGGUCCUCUGUGGCGGUCUCGUUCUCGUCGUCUCAGGGAUAAUCGAUCGAUUUUUCUAUGGUGCAUGGGUGUUUCCACCAUCCAACUUUCUCCAUGUCAAUGUCGUCCAGUCACUGGCAACUUUUUAUGGGAGUAAUGAUUGGCAUUACUAUAUCUCGCAGGGAUAUCCUCUUCUUCUGACGACUGCAUUGCCGUUUACUGUGGUUGGAAUCUAUCGCAGUUUUACAAAACGUGGGCCAGCAGACGUUGUUCUUGCAGCCAGCCAAGAUGGGUCAUCGCCAACAAUGCCCUCCGAUCGGACUGCCUGGAAUGUACUACGCUCAUUGUCCGUUGUCUCGCUAUUGGUCCCGGCCUUCUUCUCGAACAUCGCGCACAAAGAAGUCCGCUUCAUCUACCCUCUGCUCCCGGCUCUGCAUGUAAUCACGGGUCUUCCGCUGGCGUCUUUUUUCCUAUCGUCACCAGACCAGAACACCUCCAACACCUCUAGAACAGCAGCAGCAGCAGCUCGGGGGUUAGUUGUCAAGAACAAGCCUUUGCUUUUGCUAAUUGUGUUUCUGAAUUUCUGUGUUGCAUACUAUACCACGCAGGUCCACAAUUCAGGCGUUAUCCAAGUCAUGCACCAUUUACGACAUGAAUUCGAGACGGGGUAUCUGCGUCAUCGACAUCCGUGGGCAGGUCAAGCUCAAGUUCAAUCUCAAGGUCGAGCUCAAGCUUUAUCAUCAGAUUCCGCCGGAGCAGAUACAGACACAGAAGCUGGAGGACCAGGUAUCAGAGGCAGUGUCAACAACAUGACAAUCGGCUUCCUCAUGCCCUGCCACUCAACCUCCUGGCGCUCUCACCUCCAAUACCCUCCCUCGUCCACCCAACCCGGCAUUCAAGCUUGGGCACUGACAUGCGACCCACCACUCGAUUUGACGCCGGAAGAACGCGAAAACUAUCUCGAUGAAGCGGACCAGUUUUAUGAGAAUCCGGGCGUUUGGCUGAAGAAGAAUAUGUCAAGACGACGGCCGGUGCGGUUGAACCCCAAGGAUGGUGCUGCCCCUGCUGCUCCUAUCGUCACCACCCCAGACCCCCGCCUUCAGCGAUCAUUAUUCAAAAUCGAUCACGAUAAAGAAGAUGAAGAAGAAUCCCAGUCAUGGUGGUCAUGGUGGUCAUCCCACAUCUCAGGGAACGACAUUGGUAACAAUGCGCCGCAAACUGGAAGAGGAACACGUCGACCUUGGCCAGAUUACCUCGUUUUCUUCGCGCAAUUGGAACCGACUCUUACUGCCUCUCUGCGCGGCAGUGGGUACGGUGAAUGUGCGAGGUUUUUUAACAGUCGUUGGCAUGAUGAUUGGCGGAGGACAGGAGAUGUGGUGGUUUGGUGUUUGAAUCCGAAUGUUGAUCCUACUAGUAGUACUAGUGCAGCAGUACUGGUAGGUGGAAAGGGAACUGGAACGGCCGGGGGAGAAGAACAGGAACAGGAACAGGAAAAGUCCAUGAAAUUAUUAUCGUCGUCAUCCUCACGCGUGCCGGUGACUAGGAGGGUGGUGGAAAAGCCGUUUUGGAAAGUGAGGGAGCCGGAGUCGGAGCCUGAGACCGGGGUUGGACAGCGGUGA
Messenger RNA from Exophiala dermatitidis NIH/UT8656, 2505 nucleotides. Its product is annotated as phosphatidylinositol glycan, class B. Gene Ontology annotation, cellular component: endoplasmic reticulum membrane. The record is from RefSeq and is a predicted model, not a curated record. Gene Ontology annotation, biological process: GPI anchor biosynthetic process. NCBI's taxonomy places the organism in Eukaryota, Fungi, Ascomycota, Eurotiomycetes, Chaetothyriales, Herpotrichiellaceae. Bases 1 to 2505 code for a protein of 834 amino acids. Gene Ontology annotation, molecular function: alpha-1,2-mannosyltransferase activity. The transcript has 2 exons.